Molecule: messenger RNA, 1200 nt
Organism: Pelagomonas calceolata
Lineage: Eukaryota; Pelagophyceae; Pelagomonadales; Pelagomonadaceae
Source: the annotation of a GenBank genome assembly
CCACGGCCGGCCUUGUGCAUCGAUGGCUGAGCCCUCGGGCAUCAUUCGUGGAGCAGCAGCCUAAAGACAGCCCGCAGCAGCAGCGGGCAGCUUCGCGCCGUUGGGCUGAGGCCUCGGCGCCGGCACACUCACAGGGGCCUCACAGGCAUACUACAGUCAAAGUAGCGCAGCCACGAGACAGCCAUGCUGCUGGCCACGCCGCGCCGCCGCAGAGCCGUCUACGUCUCCUGCAGCGCGCUCAUCGCGACGGUCUCGCUCUUCGCGUUCGCGCAGAACGCGACGGCACCCACACAACAGCGCGCGCGGCUCGUGCUCCUGUCGGCGCCGCGGUCGGGCAGCACGUUAUUGGUCGAGAUGCUGCGGACGCACGGCGACGUCGUCAUGCACGGCGAACCCUUCCACGAGCAGGACCUGCGGGCGAGCCGCAAGGACGGGCUCGCGCGGAACGUGACCGUCGACGACGAGGCCUUCCGGCGACGGCGGGAGCGGCCGCAGGAGCUCCUCGACGCUUUGGGAAGGCAGCACGCGAACCGGCACGUGGUCGGAUUCAAGCUCUUCUCGAAGCAUCUCGACUGGAAAAGGCUGGACACUUUCCUGGACUGGGCGACGCAUCUCAUCUUGCUGCGAAGGGACGACGCCUUCGCGCAGUACGUGUCCAUCUGCCUCGCGCAGGCGUCGAACGUCUGGGCGGCGUACCCGGGGUCGGCGAAGCACGACCACGUCGUGAGUGUGGACGCGGCGCUCUUCGACACCUGGUCCAAGCACGAAGCCGCUUUUGUGGCGACGGUCGAGCGGGCGCUGGCCAAGGCCGCCAACCCGCCGGGCGUCCUCCAUCUGACGUACGAGCGCGAUUUGUGCGCGCCGCACGCGCGCCGGAAUACCAUGAGGCGCGUCGAGCGGUUCCUGGGCGUCGCCACUGGCGCGAGGCCGGACGCGGCGCACCUGCCGAUUAAACAACACGCGGUAGACGUCCGCGACCACGUGUCGAACUUCGAGCACGUCGCACGCGUCCUGCCCGCGGCGAACGCGUCGCGGCCCUGCGUCGAGGCGCGGCGGCGCCUCGACGUGCGGCGCGACGUCGCGGGCGUGGACUGGCUGGGGUCGACGCCUCCCGAGGACCCGCGGGCCAAGGCGCACGCGGCGGCGAAGGCAUUUAUGCGGUCGCCCCACUGCAAGGAGGGGGGACCGGGGUGGUUGUAA